CGAGCUGGGGCGGUCAUGUUCCCGAUGUUAUGUUCCACACAUAAACCUCAGGACCUCCUGAACACAAUGAACCUUCAUGCAAUGCCACAAGAGCUUGAUCAUAUUAUGAUCACCACAGAAGAUAUUGUUUGUACAAUAUUGGAAUUACUAAAAUCAAAUGGAACGUUCGAUGAGUUGCGCAGAGAUUGUGUAUCCGAAAUUAUAACUAAAAAACGAUUCCAAACCUUAGCACGGCUCACGGAAACGAUUGCGGCAAAAUAUCUUAGUACACUUAAAUAUACACCGGAAUUAAACAAGAAUACUAUUCGAGAGGAACUAAAACAGUAUAUGUUUGAAGGAUAUGAAAGUCAUGAAAUUAGUAACGAAUCAAAUAAAAUACUUAAUCAAGUGUUUGAAACUAGUGUUGUAAGAAAUUUUGAAACGAAAAUAAAAUUUAUAGUCAAUGAAUGUCUGGGAAUUCCAAAUGAUGACACAACCGAAGAAAUGAAUGGUAUAGUGUCUGGUAUAAAUGUUAAUAAUUUAGUCAAUAUUAUAACUGAUUCUUCUGACUCCGAUCAUAAUCGAGUAUUAGGAUGUGACAUAAACGAUGAAGCCGAAAUAGAUUCUCCUGAAUUUGAACCGUUAUUCUCGAGUUUGUACAACGAUGAUAGUUAUAAUGGUGACAUAUCUGGAACAUCUGGUACGAGUGGCACUGUAACAAGCACAGUAGAUUUAAAAUCCAAACACAGUGAUGAAGUUAAUUCAAACUGUCUCGAGUCCGAGAGACAAAAACCCGUUGAUGAAUCUAAUAAAUUUGAUGAAACUUCAAAUGAACAACAAAGUGAAAACAAUAGGCCGUCAUGUCAUAUGGAUCAUGAAAAAACACAUUUAAUAGUAAUAAAUGACACACUAAUGGCCACAAAAGAGGAAUUACAUAAAACCACAAAUAGUAAUCAAAGUGAUGAUGUUGUAUCCUCAAGACAAAAAUCUACUUGCAGUAGAAUUCAAAAAUCUUUGACGACAAAGAUUCCCCAAAGUAUUAAAAAAAAUUAUAGAAACAAAGAUAAUAUGGAUGAAGUUCUAGACCAUUUGAUGAAAAAUUCUAAAAACUUCAAAUCUAAAAAAAAUAAAACUCGUAUACUUAAAAAACAUGACAAAAUGUCUACAAGCGCUAAAAAAACUGAUUCCAAAACGUAUGACUAUCGGUCCAGCUCGUUUUCCAAUGACGACCAAGAAGCAGCUGAAGUGCUUAUAGCGAUGGGUUCUAUUUCAUGUGAGGUCUUUAAUAAUGACAAAACAGAGACUGAGUAUAGGUUAACGGGCAAUAGUGAUAAUAAAAAUAUCACACAAAAUGGCGACAAACAAUCAGAAAUUUCAGACAAAAGUAAACAUGUUGGAAAAACAGUGAAAAAUAAAGAUAAACUGGAUGCUACAUUCAAUCAAAUUUUUAGAAAAGAACAUUUAAUAAAUAAUAAUAAUAGUACAAAUGAUAUUCAUCUUGAACAAAAAGAUAAAUCGGUUGCUCUAGACAAUAUUAAAAUAUGUGAUAAUAAUGAACCGGCUGAUCGUUUAUCUGAUUCUCAACAAAAACAAACAUUUGAAAAAAAGAAAUAUGUAGUUGAUUCGACAACAUCUUCUGUUUCUAAAAAUGAACUCGUCCCAUCAAAUUUCAAAAUUAAAAAAGAUAUUAAGAAAACAAUUACUGAGCAAGACGAAAAAACUGUUGUAACUGAAAAACAAAAAUUCAAACACACAUUGAAGAAAAAGAACCAUUUAAAUUGCGAUACAACAAUUGAUGCAAAAAAGACAGACAACGAACCGAGUAAAUACACUGUUCGACUGUUCAGUGAGUCGGCUUUAGACAGACCGUCAACAUCACGUUAUUCCGAUCCAAUUUUAAAGUCAAAAGCUGGUGAAUUGUACUGGGGUAAAAGGAAUUUCAAUACUAAUGAAGACUCUAAGGUUGAAAAAAGCAAGUCUUUUGAUAUUUAUAAUUGUAAAAACGAUAUUCUAUCCGAAUGCACUAUUAUAAAACAUGAAGCACUUACGGAAUCAAAGAACGUUUCAAUUAAUCACACAAACACGAAGAUGUUGACAAACGACAUUUACAAAAAUCCCAAAACGAGCGGUAACCCCUCACUAAACAGUUUCACAGGAUUUAACAAUUCAGAAGUUGAACCGUGCAAAUAUAAGUUAGGCGUCAUUGCGAGUUUGGUCGUCAAUCCAAGUGAAUUUAUAGGAUUUUCUCCCACAAGUGCGAUUACAUGUAAAAAUCGUGACAAAGUGUAUGCUGAGUUGGUAAAAUUAAAAAACGAGAAGGAGGAGUUUUCAGGAUUUUCCGAACAAGAAGUUCAAGUCUGUUCGGGGUAUGAGCAUGUCAAACAGCAUCUGGACCUAACCGAAAAAGAAAUCAGCUCAUUGGCUAUUAAUCAAGAUCAAGCCAUUGAUGGUGGCAACAAAACACAAAGCAGUCAAGCCAUAGUUAAUGUUGAAAACGAUAAUAUUGAUGAUACACAGGCCAACAAAACACAAAACAGUCAAGCCACAGUUAAUGUUGAAAGUGAUAAUAUUGAUGAUACACAGGCCAACAAAACACAAAACAGUCAAGCCACAGUUAAUGUUGAAAGCGAUAAUAUUGAUGAUACACAGGCCAAUAACCAACCUACUACUAGUGGCUUCACUGACAAUACAAAAGUGAAUAAUAGCGAAAAUACCUCAGAUUCUAGUCAAUGGAUUGCCAAACAAAUACUCAAGUACAAAUUAUCACCGACGUGGGUGAAACUGGAAAGACUUGCCGAUUUAAAAAUUACCGUAACUAAACACCAUCCGGACUCUCAAAAAGCGGGCCGUAAACGGAGAGUUCAUAAGAAAAAAAAGCCAAAGACAAAGAAGCGAAAAGUGAUUAUUUCAUCUGAUGAAGACUAAUAGGACGUUUAACUUAUUUCCAUGAUGUAACAUUUUCUGUUUUUUUUUUGUACAUUUUGUUUAUUUCUCAAUUGUAAAAAAAAUGAAAUUUUUUUUUUUGAAAAUUUAUUUUUAUUUGUUAAUAAGUAUUUACACAAAACUAUGUAAAUUGAUGAUCAUUUUUCUUUUUCGUUUCAAAGCACAAAUCGGAUUAUAUAAUUCAAAUCUUUAUUUAUUUAUUUAUUUUUUCAUGAAAAUAUCUCCAAAUUAUUUUUGUGUGAUAAACAAAAAGUUCACAAACAAGUUGUUUAAUUUAUAAUUUAAUUUAAUAUUAAAUUAAUCGACUUCAUACCAACUAGUGAAAUUUGU
This is a messenger RNA of Adelges cooleyi (spruce gall adelgid), 3252 nucleotides long. Its product is annotated as biorientation of chromosomes in cell division protein 1-like 1. Lineage: Eukaryota; Metazoa; Arthropoda; Insecta; Hemiptera; Adelgidae. The coding region runs from base 16 to 2904 and encodes 962 amino acids. The record is from RefSeq and is a predicted model, not a curated record. The transcript is spliced from 8 exons.